UGGCAGUCUCAGAGUAAAGUAUAUAGCGAACGACGGAGCAGCGGAAUAACUUAGUGUGAGUCGUCAGGCUAAGUCUACAUACACCUGAAUGGCAUUCAGUCCAGCCAUAUACAUCUCGACUAGCCUGUCUUUCCAGUAGGCCAUGGGGAUCCUGUUGUAGUGGAUGCUACCGGAGAUGUAGAGGAACUCUUCGCCAUCCUUAAGGAAGUAGUCAUUAUUGUAUUCCACACUGAAGGUCUGCGGCACUCCAAGCUGACAGAGAUUUCUACAACGUAAGAGUUACAUAUAGUAGUUUUAAAUCUGGGGGAGCCAUGGAGUCAGUGUGCUGUUUGUUUUAUGGCUACAUCAAACUGACUUUAGAGAGAGUUGUCGGAGGGACCGCAUCAUGAGAGCAAUUUAUAUAAUUUCAUUGCAGUCAUGUAACUGUUCUGUUACAGGUUCAGCUUUUUAUGGUGAAGAGAUGAUUUAUCAGGUGAUGGCACAAGGUUGGCAACAACAACGUGAAUGCCAAUCGUUGAGCUCUCGUCAAGUGCUGUUGUUGGGUGUAUCAAAUGAAAAGGCCUACAUACAUCUCGAUGAAAAUUAACACAGAGAGCAAAAGAGGAUAUUCUAAUGCCCAUUUACGUUAUGAAUUUAUUUGGCUUGCAGUAGGUCAGCCACAGACAGAUUGGGUAACCCACAGUUAUUGUUCAAGGAACAUGCGAUUAGUUGAAGUUAUAGGCUAAUCUAAACAUCAUUCAAGUUAAGUGCAUCCCAAAAACUGGCUUGAAUUCUGAAUAGGUAACGUUAGCUUGCUGUAUGUGUCUGUUUUUUUUCUCCAAAUAAUUCAGACUAAGCUACUACGAAAUGAACUAUGUAAGUGUACUUGUAAAGAGGGAACAAAAUAGGACAUCUCCAACCCGGCAUGAGCAAGCCAUAUUUGAAUGUCGUGAUGCACUGAAUGAAUUACUGACUGUUACUGACUGACUGCCGUACUGGACGUCAACAAAUGAGAUGCGGAAGUUGACGAAGUCAUGUGACGAUAUGUUAUGGCAGUACCAACGCCUUACCGGUAGGCGGCAGUCUCAUGGAAUGCCCAAGGCACAAACUGUAUGCUCGUACAUCCUGUCAUCUCUUCUCCCUCGGUGGUAGUAAGUAUCAUAAACACACACGUGGGCUUCCGAACUCUGCUCAUGUUGUCGUCUCUAAAAGGUCUGUAAAUAACAUAUGUAUUUGAUUAGUUGUGGUCACGCCAUCAUAUAAUUUUGACAACAUGUCGACAAGUGAGAAAACACCAAACGAAGGACUGGAUGCCCUUCGGCAUCAUCAGGACGAGUUGCCUCCUCCGGUUGUGACUCGGACUCGUAGCGGGCGCAGAGUACGGACCCCAGCUGUGUAUCUUGACUCUGAAGUACCGAAGACUCCAACACGCCGAACAAGGAAAUCUGUCAUUCAAGAGUUACCGAAUGAGAAUGCAGAGAACCAGACGGAAACCAAACCAGCGGUGGUAGUCGUGGAACCAGUUGCCGAAGAGGCUCUUUCGAAAAAACUUCAAAGCAGGGAGUCCAAAGCUGUUGCCAAUGCAUUUGAUGAGGCAUACCCAAAACCAGUCAAAUCAGACAAACCUGUAGGGAAAUCAUUAGGUACAUUUAUUCAAGCUGUGUCACAUCAUUGCACAGAGAAGGAAAACAAGGUUGGUCCCGUACCAAUGGAGACUGUUCCGGACCGCCCAAAUAAAACAGCCAAAAAGAGGACUCGUUCAGAGUCAAAUGAGAAACUUGACCUGAUACCUUUGGGGAAACCGAAAUCCGGACGGGUAUGGAAGGACCGCAACAAGCAAAGGUUCUCUGCCCUUGUAAGAGACAAGCCACUGUGCUCCUCCUGGGAGAAGAUGGCAGCCAAGCGAGAGCAGGAGCUGGUGAAGAAAUAUUCCCUGCAACUGAAGGAGGACAAAGCCAGAGAGAAAGAGGAAAAGAGGAAGCGGCAUGAGGAUAACUUGAAAAGGCGAGCUGAGAAUGAGAGGAAGGCCGAAGUUGUGCAAGUGAUCCGGAACACAACGAAGAUCAAGAGGAUGAAGAAGAAACAGCUGAGGAAGAUUGAGAAGAGGGACACACUCGCCAUGCUGCAGAAAUCACGGCCCAGGAACCCAAAAGCUGCACAGAAAGGUGGCAAAGGGGACAAGUAGAGGGAGUGCUCAAGUUGACUGAUGGGACAUUCAGAAGCACCCCAUGUAGAUAUGAGAGAACUGGUCAUCUGCUACAUGCAAUUCCGCCAGGAUAAAAAGGCGCUCGAUCUUUCCAUCAAUAGGCUAGGUGGAAUUUACCAUAUUACAUCUUUCGGAUGUGCCUAGGGCUGACAUGGCUAUGCUAACUGUGUGAGGCGGUUGGGACUGGAGAGCAUGAGCAGCAAACCCUUUAAAAACAAUUAACCAGCUGUGGAGCAUUGCCGAUGCAAAAAGAGCCUCCUGUCUCUUGUGGAAAUCCAAAUGUGAGCUGGAAGAAUUAUCAACUUGUAAUGCAACGUUCCAUUAAACAAACCACAUUUAUAUCACAUCCCAACCUUUGUGGGGUCAUUAGAUUAUGCUUUUUGUCCACUUUAGUGUGUUGCAUUAGAGGAAUGUUAUAAAGCAAGUGUGCACUUCUCCAGUCAGGCUUUAUUACAAUCAUCCUGCGAUGCUGUUACUCACAAAGAUCCAUAAGAGAAUGAAUGAGCAUCAAAAGUUAGGAAAGUAUGAUGAAUGAGAAACAGGACAUAAUUAUUGAAAAUAAAGACAACCAAUAUGGCAAA
Molecule: messenger RNA, 2766 nt
Organism: Oncorhynchus nerka (sockeye salmon)
Lineage: Eukaryota; Metazoa; Chordata; Actinopteri; Salmoniformes; Salmonidae
Product: coiled-coil domain-containing protein 86-like
Cellular component (GO): nucleolus
Source: RefSeq, a predicted model, not a curated record